AAAGUAAACUAUUUUUAGGGUUUUCCUUCAACGCCUCCAUAUAAUCAAAUAACGAAGAAACACAAGGUUGGACUGCGAGCUUUGAAUUUUAGGUGUCCUGCAGAGUGAGGAAGCUCCCCUGAAAACUUCAGUUGAAAAUGCCUAAGCAAAUUCAUGAGAUCAAGGACUUCCUUCUCACUGCUAGAAGGAAAGAUGCUCACUCUGUAAAAAUCAAGAAAAGCAGAGAUGUUGUAAAGUUCAAGGUCCGCUGCUCCAAGUACUUGUACACCCUUUGCGUGUCUGAUGCUGAGAAGGCCGACAAGUUGAAGCAGUCUCUUCCUCCAGGUUUGAGCGUCCAAGACUUGUGAAAUUACAACUGCCCUUAGCUUCUACUAGGCAAUGAAAACUAGAUUUUGACUUUUAGUUUAUUGCUUGCAUUUCGUGUCGUUUUGCAACAAUCAAAAGUUUUUAUAAUGGAUUUUUAUUUGGUGUGUUUUUUAUGGACGUUAGUAAUGUUAUUAGAACCCUUUAUUUAUUUUAGUGUUCGUGUUCUACA
Gossypium raimondii (Peruvian cotton) is the source of this 535-nucleotide messenger RNA. RefSeq names its product 60S ribosomal protein L38. Gene Ontology annotation, molecular function: structural constituent of ribosome. The record is from RefSeq and is a predicted model, not a curated record. Gene Ontology annotation, cellular component: cytosolic large ribosomal subunit; ribosome. Lineage: Eukaryota; Viridiplantae; Streptophyta; Magnoliopsida; Malvales; Malvaceae. The coding region runs from base 138 to 347 and encodes 69 amino acids. Gene Ontology annotation, biological process: protein-RNA complex assembly; translation. The transcript is spliced from 3 exons.